Messenger RNA from Diaporthe amygdali, 1179 nucleotides. RefSeq lists its product as uncharacterized. The transcript has a single exon. NCBI's taxonomy places the organism in Eukaryota, Fungi, Ascomycota, Sordariomycetes, Diaporthales, Diaporthaceae. The record is from RefSeq and is a predicted model, not a curated record. Bases 1 to 1179 code for a protein of 392 amino acids.
AUGCCUCCAGCGAAAAACCAAGAUUUCGUCCCUAACGAGGACCUGCGUUAUUUUAUUGCCGCCACCACAGCCAAUCUACGGAACCAGCUUCGGGAAGCCGACCUGAAUACGGCUGGUCUGAAGUAUGAUCUUUACCAGCGGCUAAUUAUCAACGGGCACCGGCUCUAUAAUGAUGAUAGAGAAGAUGAUUCUUCUGAGGAUGACAAUUCUGAGGACGACGAUUCGGAUCACGACGACGCUGAAACAGACGAUGAUGGGCCCAAUAACCCUCCCUCUGGUAAUCAAAGGGGCAGAAAACGCACCAGAGACGAUGAUGGAGAUGACAUAGACCAGCUACCUGCUAGAAGAUCCAGGGGGUUGACUGAGAUGCCAGUGGAAUUGAAUGUGAACAUCAUCGACAACCUCGACGCUGGAGGGGUUUUUAACUUGGUAUCAGCGGCCCCGCGGGAGUUCUUGUUGGGCGGCACCGACGCAUUUUUACUUGAAGCUCGAAACCAAAGAAAUAAUGGUAUUAAUACCCGCGUGUCUCUUCUGGAAUGGGUCUCACAGCGAGCUGCGAACGAGGUGGAGUUCCGAACCAGCAACCGAGACCUCAUCCAGCGUGUGGUGAGAGCUUACGUGGAAACAUAUCCAAACCAAGGUUCCUUGCCAGAGGGACGCGUGGAAAAUAUCGUGGGGUUGUUGCGUGAAGUCGGCGUCAAUCCAGUCCUGGGGCAGGCCGUCCGCCAGGGCCAGUUGGAAGUAGUACACCUGCUCAUCCUGAUGGGUGAAGACGUCAAUCAGAGGGUGGACAACGUUCAGCCUCUGGAACUGGCGGCAACUUUGGAAACUGCACACAUCCCCAACAUGAAAACGCUGCAAAUUAUCUUCGCCUUGAUCGCAGGCGGUGCCGACACAACCAACAAUCGGCUAGACUAUACUGCAGCGCAGGCUGGCACUGCUUUCCCCUUCGUGGGUGUGGCCGAAGCUGCUAUGGAUGCGCUUACCCUGCUUUUUGGGUGGGAUCAGCUCAAUGUGGAGCUCGGCCCAGCGAAUUGGCCUCCUAUUAUGAACCCCCGGGGCCUCACCAUUCGCCAAUUCCUGGCAGACGAAAGGUCGCCUUUUGAUGAUAGGUCGAUCUUGGCCCUGAUUCUGAUCAUGACGCGAGGCACGACCUAUCCCAAUUUUCGAUCAUAUUAA